This is a messenger RNA of Lucilia cuprina (Australian sheep blowfly), 2446 nucleotides long. It is a transcript of the gene cact, whose product is annotated as NF-kappa-B inhibitor cactus. The record is from RefSeq and is a predicted model, not a curated record. The transcript has 7 exons. Lineage: Eukaryota; Metazoa; Arthropoda; Insecta; Diptera; Calliphoridae. Gene Ontology annotation, molecular function: protein binding. Bases 423 to 2150 code for a protein of 575 amino acids.
GAUAAUAUUAGUCUCAACGAGAAAGCGAACGAUUUAAGACGUGUUCAACAGACAAAAAAUCAAUUCAAUCGUUAUUGAGAUAUUGUACAACAAAAAAGUAAAAAGCAUUUGAGCGCUUAUAAAAAAAGCAAAUGAAAUAUAUAUAAAAAUACCACAAUUAAAACAAGCAAUAAAUAUACUUGAAGAAAACUUCAAAUAGAAAGCCAUUAAAAAAGUAAAAGUGACAUAUAACGUAUUAAUAAAUAGUUUUCUUUACGCUAAAAUAACCCGGCAUCUGAAGAGCAUAACAGUGUAUUUAAGAAAAGAAAACAAUAAAAACUGAAAAAGUUAAUUGCUACAAAAUAAUCUAAAAAAAAAGUAAAUCAAAAUAGAAAUAAAAAUAAAUUUAAAAACAAUAAACAUAAUUCAGACAAAGCAACAAAAUGUGGAAUCCAACACCGUCAUCAUCAACAGCGACGUCAAGUGAUAAUAAGCAGAAUAUUAAGGAAGUAGUAGAAGUAGAUGAUUGUAAAUGUAGUGGCGUAGAACAAUUAGAUCAACAACACCAGCAACAACAAAAAACUAACAGUAAACAACAAACGUCAACAACAUUUGGCGGUCAAUUGACAGGCUCUACAAAUAUCCAGCAACAACAACAACGUCAUAAUAGAGACGACUUGGACGUAGAAGAAGAAGGUGACGAUAAAAGGAAAUUUUCAGAUUUAGCUGGGGAAACUACAGAUUCCGGCUUUAUUUCGGGACCACAAACAUCAUCUUCGGCCCUUUUGGAUACAGAUAACGAAGAAGCUGGUGUUGCUCGUGGUGGUGGUGAUAUUAAAAAAUUAAAUAUACCGGAAUCUUUAAGUGAACCACAACAACAACAACAUCCAACGCAUAAAACGCAACAGCCCAAUUUGGAUUCGGGUAUUAUUGAGGAAGAGGAAUACGACGACGACGUGUGUGAUUCAGUUGGACAAAAGCAACAACAACAGCAACAAAAAACUACAAACGAACCAAAAAUGAUUUUGCCUCAUAGUGUUGAAUCUGGCAUAUCCGAAUGGUUCUGCAAUUUAAGUUUGCACAAUAAUCCCAAUGCUGCCAAUAAUGUUAAUACCCCGUCAACUGCAUCCAAUUCUCGUACAAAUGCCGUUUCUGGUUUAAAUAAUCUAGAUGCCCCUAAACAAACGCGUUCCGCGCAACAAACUAAAUUAUCUUCAUCAUCAGUAUCGUCAACCUCAUCUUCUUAUGCAGCUGGUUCAACUGCUCAACAACAGUACCAACAACAACAACAAACCGCCACAAUACCACAACAAAUAACUCCAGCUAAUGCCUGGGAGAAAUACUAUCAACAAAACGAUGAUGGAGAUACACCUUUACAUUUGGCCUGCAUAUCGGGUUAUGUAGAUGUUGUUGCUGCCCUAAUACGUAUGGCUCCACAUCCUUGCCUAUUUAAUAUACAAAAUGAUGAAGCCCAAACACCAUUGCAUUUGGCCACCUUAACAGCCCAACCAAAAAUUAUCAGAAUGCUUUUAAUAGCGGGAGCAGAGCCAACGGCGCGCGAUCGUCAUGGUAAUACAGCUUUACAUCUUGCCUGCAGAUCUGGCGAAGAACAAUGUGUACGCGCUUUAACUAUACCCAUUAGUGCCUCCGAAGUUAAUGAAGCCCAUCGUCAAUAUGGUCAUCGUGCCAAUGAUAAAUCCUAUUUAAAAUAUGCCCAAUUACCCUCCGAUUUGGAAAUACGCAAUUAUGAUGGUGAAAGAUGUGUUCAUUUGGCCGCUCAGGCAGGUUUUAUCAAUAUAUUACGCAUAUUAGUUUUAUAUGGAGCUGAUAUUAAUGCUAGAGAAGGCAAAUCGGGACGUACUCCUCUACACAUUGCCAUUGAAUGCUGCAAUGAAGAUUUAGCCAAUUAUCUUUUAGAUGAUUGUCAAAAAUUGAACUUAGAAACAGCUACUUAUGCCGGUUUAACUGCUUAUCAGGUGGCCUGCAUUUUAAAUAAAUCCGAAAUGCAAAAUAUUUUAGAAAAGAGAGGAGCUGAACCUUUAACACCACCUGAUAGUGACUACGAUAGUAGUGACAUGGAAGAUCUUGACGAUUCAAAGUUAUAUGAUCGCUUUGGUGAUCCUGGUUACUUUGUUGGUUAUAAAGGUGGCAAUGCCAUGACGGUGGCUUGAUUGUUUAUAUACUAUCAUUAACCAACCAAACAACCCACUUUAUCCACGCCCAUGCUCUCGUUCUCUCACGCUCCUUUUUUUCUGUAGCCACCAAACAAUAAUGCAAUAAAUAAUUAAAUUAAUUUUGUUAAACACGUUCUUAAAAAAAAUUUAAUUUAAAUCUGACCGAAAAAAACUGUAUAUAUAUAAAAAUUGACCUACCUGCCCCUGCCCCCUAACCGUACUAUCUUAACUAUCGUUUAACGAUUUUUUUGUUUUAUUCCCAUUUAUUAAAAAAUAAAAAGAAAUUCGUUUUU